Mugil cephalus (flathead mullet) is the source of this 2172-nucleotide messenger RNA. RefSeq names its product calsequestrin 1b (gene casq1b). NCBI's taxonomy places the organism in Eukaryota, Metazoa, Chordata, Actinopteri, Mugiliformes, Mugilidae. The transcript has 12 exons. Gene Ontology annotation, biological process: regulation of skeletal muscle contraction by regulation of release of sequestered calcium ion. The record is from RefSeq and is a predicted model, not a curated record. Gene Ontology annotation, cellular component: sarcoplasmic reticulum lumen. Gene Ontology annotation, molecular function: calcium ion binding. The coding region runs from base 187 to 1587 and encodes 466 amino acids.
GAGAGGGUGACAAGGUUAGACCGGCUCUUCUCUAGCCAGUGGGGACAGGAAGCGGACUGUUCCUAACUCUCCCUGCUUGACACCAACUUGCGUUAGGAACUACGUUAAACCUCUUGAGUGUAUUGUACCCCACUAUCAACAGGCUUUGAGAAGAGGUGUUCUUGCAACCACCUGGUGACAAUAGCCAUGAAGUGGGGCUGGGUGUUUUUAGGGGUCUUCCUCUCUUUGGGGACCUUGUCCUGGGGGGAGAAGGGCUUGGAGGUCCCCGAGUACGAUGGCAAAGAUCGCGUCCAUACUCUCACGGCCAAGAACUACAAGUCCAUCAUGAAGAAAUAUGAUGUGAUGGUGAUCUACUACCACAAAAAUGUGGAUGGGAAUCGCAGUGCCAUGAAGCAGUUUCAGAUAGAGGAGCUGGCUUUGGAGUUGAUCACAAGCGAAGCAGCAAUUAUCUUUCAGCUCGCAGCCCAAGUGCUGGACGAUCUUGAUGAUGAGGACAUUGGAUUCGCCCUGGUGAAUGAAAAGAAGGACCCCGCUGUUGCCAAGAAGCUGGGUCUCGAUGAGGUGGAGAGCAUCUACAUCUUUGCCGACAAUGAAAUCAUUGAGUACGAUGGAGAGCUGGCCGCCGACACCCUGGUUGAGUUCCUCUAUGAUGUGAUGGAGGAUCCCGUGGAGAUCAUUGACAACGAGCGUGAGCUGAAGGGUUUCUACAACAUGGACGAGGUUAUCAGGCUGGUCGGCUAUUUCAAGAGCGAGAGAUCCCCUCAUUUCAUUGAGUAUGAUGACGCUGCCGAGGAGUUUCACCCCUUUGUCAAAUUCUUCGCCACAUUCGACCCCAAGAUCGCCAAGAAGCUGAAACUGAAGCUGAAUGAAGUUGAUUUCUAUGAGCCAUUCAUGGAGGAACCUGUCACCAUUCCAGGAAAGCCCUACAUUGAAUCUGAGAUUGUUGAAUACAUUGAGCAGCAUGACAGGCCCACUCUAAGGAAGCUUGAGCCUCACAGCAUGUAUGAGAUCUGGGAGGAUGACAUUGAUGGAGAGCACAUUGUUGCCUUUGCUGAGGAAGAUGACCCAGAUGGUUUUGAAUUUCUCGAAAUCCUGAAGGAGGUGGCACGCGAGAACACAGACAACCCCAACCUCAGUAUCAUCUGGAUCGACCCAGACAACUUCCCCCUGCUGGUUCCAUACUGGGAGAAAACCUUCCGCAUCGACCUCACUUCUCCUCAAAUUGGUGUAGUAGACGUGGAGGAUGCUGACAGCGUGUGGAUGGAAAUCGACGACCAGGAUGACAUGCCCACAGCUGACGAACUCGAGCAGUGGAUUGAGGAUGUUCUUUCCGGAAAGAUUGAUCCAGAUGAUGAUGAUGAGGAUGAAGAUGAUGACGACGACGAUGAUGAUGAUGAUGACGAUGAUGAUGACGAUGAUGAUGAUGACGAUGAUGAUGAUGAUGAUGAUGACGAUGAUGACGACGACGACGACGAUGAUGACGAUGACGAUGAUGACGAUGACGAUGAUGACGACGAUGAUGACGAUGAUGACGAUGAUGAUGACGACGAUGAUGAUGAUGAUGACGAUGAUGAUGACGAUGAAUAAAUGUAUUCUGUCAUCUUUCAGUUCUUUUAGCCAGUAAUGGCAAACCCCAAAUGUAAUACUUUUUUAUUUCAUCUUUCAGCAAACACACUCAGUGUCUGUUUGCUUCCUGCUCAGUUUCCUGUGAGGGACUAAGAUAACGACCUUAUGGGAAACGUUUACUGACAGAUAGAGGAGGCGAUUUUCAGAGAAGAGGAGGAUUUCCAUCUCUGUUUAUGUGCAGGGUUGCAGCUUAAAUGUUUGUGUUAGAUCUCUCACCUCUGACGUUCACAAUGGACGUGAGCAAAGAGGCUAACAGAGGCUACAACAACUCCCCCAACCUUUUUCUACCUUCCGUCACUGACCAGGAUUCACCCUUUGCUCAUUUUCUCAAAUUUUCUGUAGUCCUGUUUCAAUGACCUGUUUUCUACUUGAUGAAGAGAAGAAACACUUUCUUGAAUACUUUUUAAAGAAAACCUACGUAAACUCACUGGACAGUCUUAAGAUCAUCGCAGUCUUGGAAAAUGAAUACACUGAGAAAUAAAACUAAGAAAAAAUAUAUGUUUCUGGUCUCAUAUUAAAAGUGAACAACAAUACGUUUAAAACCCA